GUUGCUUACGCACAGUSGGUGGAUUGAGGGUAUGUGGAAAGUAGGAAUGUCGGAGGAGGUUGGAAAAGCGUUACAAGCUGUGGUAGACAGGGUAAAUCAAGCCGCGGCACGYCGACCCAAGACGUUGCCCGUGGUGCCGCCCCGCCUGGUAGCUGUAAGUAAGACGAAACCACCUGACAUGGUGAUCGAGGCGUACCGAAAAGGACAUCGCAACUUUGGUGAAAACUAUGUGAAUGAACUUGUGGAUAAAGCUUCAAAUCCCCAGAUUUUAGAAUCAUGCCCAGAAAUCGAGUGGCAUUUUAUUGGCCAUUUACAGAAGAAUAAUGUCAACAAACUUUUGGGUGUACCAAACCUGUUCAUGGUGGAGACAGUGGACUCUGUCAAGUUGGCCGACAAGGUAAACAGCUCCUGGCUGCGGUUGAGAACAGCUAGUACGCAGACGUUAAAGAUCAUGGUUCAGAUCAACACCAGUGGGGAGGAAAGUAAACAUGGACUGCCUCCUGGUGAGACCGUGACCACGGUGAAACACAUUUUAUCCAAAUGCUCUGCCCUACACUUCUCCGGACUCAUGACCAUAGGUCGCUAUGGCUACGACCUAGCUGAUGGCCCUAACCCAGAUUUUCAGGCUUUGCUGAGUCGGCGACAGGAAGUGUGUGCCAGUCUACAACUGCCGCUUGAGGAUGUGGAGCUUAGUAUGGGCAUGUCCACUGACUUCGAACACGCGAUUGAGGUGGGUUCAACCAACGUGCGAGUGGGUAGUACUAUUUUUGGWAAUAGGGAUUAUCCCAAYACUCCCACUCCCAGUCCAGAGAAAAAGUCAAAGGUUCCGACAGAAGARGCAGCUAAGAAGAUGGAGCGUCUCACUGUGACAGGACAGUGAUGUUUCUCCUCCCUACACACUCACAACAGGCUGAAAAGGAUUUAGUAUUUUAUGAGAUUUUCUGGAAAGAAACAACAGCAAGUUUCCACAGUAKGUCUUUAUGAUGUCUUUGGUUGAUGUAGUAGUUUUCUACAGAGCCCAUUCAUUUAUUUKAGCAUUUUUACAUGACGUUCGAUCUUUUAAGUUGACGUUGCAAACUUCUUCUCACAUUAGACAUAGAUUCUCAUUAAUCSAUUGAUGGUAUUGGAUAUAAGAAGUUCCCUACCUCACAUCUUGGUCUUGUGCCAACCCUAGAUUCAAUAGAUACCGUUUUACACGAUAACGGAAAUAGAGAUAAUUUGGAGAGUCAAGCAGAGGUCGACUCUCUCGACUCCCCCUUUAUAUCAUGACGUAUGGUAUGAGGCGAUUAAAUUGUUUUGUAUGGUGUCAGAUAUUUGACAUUUUUAUAAUUGAUAAACCAAAUKAGAAAACAGCAGGUAAAGAGUGAUUCAUACCAUAUGUUUACAUUGCCGUAUUAUUUCAUUUUGUGUGAUGUCAGUGAUUCUUCUGGUCUGAAUUAUUUGUUGGUGCAGUAAAAUAUUUAAGAAUGAACCUAUGCAAAAAGGAAAUAGUUUAGUUUGUUCUGUUAUGAGAUUUUCUAUCUGAUAGUUAUUAUGGAACAAUAACUCUGUAGUUACCAUCAAUGUAAAACUAAAUCCAUAACUGAGGGUGAUAAUGAUCACAUUCAGUGAAUUGUAUUGAAAAACAUUCACUUAAACAAGAUACAGGGUUAAAUUAAAACUGAGGAAGGUGACAAGCAAUAAAAUAUUUAUUGAAAAUAA
Molecule: messenger RNA, 1701 nt
Organism: Salvelinus sp. IW2-2015
Lineage: Eukaryota; Metazoa; Chordata; Actinopteri; Salmoniformes; Salmonidae
Product: pyridoxal phosphate homeostasis protein
Cellular component (GO): intracellular anatomical structure
Molecular function (GO): pyridoxal phosphate binding
Source: RefSeq, a predicted model, not a curated record